UUAUAGUAUAUUAGCAUAAUAUACCAUAAAUACGGGAGUCAAAAUCAUUUCAACCUCAGUUUUUUCAUCAAAGAAGAUUUAUUGACUUGGCUGGAGUUAUCAAGCAAAGUUGGAUUUAUUUGUGGAAUUAGUAAAAUGCUUCUCAAUAAGAAGAUUGUAUCUGUAGUUAUACUGGUAUGUGUCGUUUGCCUGGCAACUUCUCAAGAUUGUCAAGCAAGGUAUGAGGUCGCGGCGAAGUGGGAAGAUCCGACGAGAGUGUGCAGAAAAGGUUGUGUAAAUGAUGCAGAUUGUUCGAAUGCUAACCAUUCUUGCCUGUGUGAUGAUCUAUGUGGAUUGUCUUGUUUUAACCCUGAUGAUGAAUGUCCCGACUUAACCGGCACCUUGGCUAAUGGAGUAGUAUGGAUGCCAGAUGGCCGCAAAUAUUAUGCUAAGGCCAAGCAUACUUGCAAUGAUGGAUAUUACAGAGUAGGGAUAGAAAAGAGAAUUUGUAGAUCUACAAGGAAAUGGAGCCACGUUCAAGCUAAUUGCACAAGAGGCUGUGCACCACCUCCAACUGCCAGUGGCGCCUAUGCUGACACAGAUCCUGACAUCCUCGGCUAUCAACCUGGGGAAACGGUGACGUACGUUUGCAACACGGGUUUCGAGGGUGCAGGAGAUUUUAAUGUCACUUGUCAAGCUGAUUAUGAGUGGUCGACUGUCCAGUUUUAUUGCGCAGAAAAGAAUUGUGGGGUCCCUCCUACUAUUUAUAACGGUGGAUACAGAGGAACAAGUUUCUUAUUCGGCAAUACUAUUUAUUAUUAUUGUAACACAGGUUAUGAUAUCUCGGGCACAGCGGUUCGGAGAUGCAUGGCUGAUGGAAUAUGGAUACCCGAAGAAGACGCGCCAACUUGCAUGAAAAAUUGUGAAUGUAUCAAAUUCGAACAAUCUGCAAGAUACACAGACCUUCGUGACAGCGAUCUUCAACAUUCUCGGCAAAUUAAUGAGUUGAUUGGAAAGUAUGAAGAGCAAUCUACUGAGAUUGGUGAACUUCGGAAGAUAAAUGCAGAGCAAUCAUCUGAGAUCAGAGAGUUAAAGAAAGAUUUGAUUGAAGUUCAAGAAAGAAAUGAUGAGUUGGAGGGAAAAUUGAAUGAACAAAAUAAAACAAAUAUUGAGAUGAAGAAUGCGAUAUCUCGAAUUGAACAAAAAAUGGUUGAAACGGAGAAGUCUUCGCAUCUUCGAACUCCAUCAAGACAGAUCCCCAAAACAACAACAAUCACUCAAACAACAUUGAGGACAACUUUUCCCCCAGAAAACUGCGAAUUGAAGAUUGAAAAUAUCUGUUAUUUCGCUGUGCUGAACCCUACUCAAAGAAUUAACUACAGCGAAGCAUUUAAGAUUUGUAAGAAACGUAACGCAGAUGUUGGUUCGAUUCGAGAUGAAGAAUCAAACAAUGCGAUUAUGGAUUACUUGAGAAGGAAUAUCCCUACUGUAAAUAGGUUGCUCUAUAUAUGGACUGGAAUCCACUUUGAUCCCAUGACCCGUGACGUCACUCCGGCUGAUUCAUUCAUACAAUGGUAUUCAAGUUAUCCAAACACGGGAAUCGAUCAUAAAGAUUUCUCAAACGUUUACUUUUCCAUACAUGUCCUCCCGACUUUCUUACAUCAGGGAAUGGGGAAUACUCGUCCUACGCGGAAAAUGCAAGGAGUUAUUUGUGAGAUCCUGAUCCAAUGAGACGUCUGCCUGGUUGUAUUUUGCUCCUCUGGAUCUAUCAUCAUUAAAAUAAAAAAUUAUUGAAUCCCGGUGAAGUCUUUACAAUUGGCAUUUCAAUUAGAUUAAACUGUUGACAAGAAUUUAUAUCGAUAUUUUAAACAGUCAUUCAACUGUUAGAUUAUUUUGUCUUUGUACAUCAACUUUUUUGAAUUAUGAAAGUAUAAAUGUAAAAUUCAGUUAUUUAAAAGUUUAAUUUGGAUAAUUAUAAUUUACAAAAUUUGGAAUAGAAAAAAUUACGAACCUGCUUUUUCGAUUCGAAAUAAAUUUAGUUUUCA
Styela clava is the source of this 2024-nucleotide messenger RNA. RefSeq lists its product as uncharacterized. Lineage: Eukaryota; Metazoa; Chordata; Ascidiacea; Stolidobranchia; Styelidae. The record is from RefSeq and is a predicted model, not a curated record.